ACUACAAGAUGGCGAUACCAUUACUAGGAAGACUUUCAGUUGCUGAGUAUUGCAUUCUUAGUGUGAGCUUCACACUUGCUUGGCUAGAGUAUAUCAUCUCAUAUAUCACUCAUAUUCUUCCGUCUCCGGUCAUUAAUGGGUUCACCUUCACGGUUAAGAAGAUCUAUAACAUGCUUAACUUGACCAUCCUGUACAACUCAGACAAGAGAUACCAGUAUUUAUACGAACAAGAACAGAAUGAAAUCGACAAGGCGACAUAUCUCCGUAUGACGCGUCUUAUUGAGUGUAAAGAUAUCAGUGAGUUGGCGGCAGUUUUUGGCUACGAUAUCCAAAGUCAUGUGGUGAGAACUGCCGAUGACUACCUUUUAACUAUCCACAGGGUCAUGAAAUCUCCCGAUGAAUCGCCUCCUCGUAACGGAAAGGUGGUGUACUUGCACCAUGGGCUUUUAAUGAGCAGUGAAAUCUGGUUGACCAUGUUGCAAAAGCAUGAAAACUUGCCUUUCCUUUUGUACGACUUGGGGUACGAUGUGUGGUUGGGAAAUAACAGAGGAAACAAGUACUGUCAAAAGCACACGUUUUUGAGAAAACCCGAAGACUUCUGGGACUUUUCUAUUGACGAGUUUGCCAUGUUCGAUAUACCCAAUAUCAUCGAGUAUAUUUUGGAUUAUACCCUCGAACCCUCGUUAACUUACAUUGGAUUCAGUCAGGGAACUGCGCAAGCAUUUGCCAGUGUGUCAAUAAAUAACGAGUUGAAUUCCAAGAUCGAUAAAAUCAUUGCCAUUAGUCCGGCCACUACUCCUCAUGGAUUAUACUCCAAGUUUCUUGAUAUUGUCAUCAAAGCAUCGCCAGACAUCAUUUACUUAUUAUUCUCGCGGAAGAUUUUAAUGCCCUCAAUUCAGUUUUGGCAAAAAAUCAUGUAUCCUCCAUUAUUCAAUACUUCCAUCGACAUUUCCAACUACAUGUUAUUCAACUGGAAGGCUAAGAAUAUUACUAGAAUCCAAAAGUUGUGCCUGUACUCUCAUUUGUAUUCCACUACUUCGGUGAAAACAGUGGUUCACUGGUUUCAAAUUAUGAAAAACAAAAACUUCCAAAUGUAUAUUGAUAACAAUUAUUAUCCCACCACAUAUCCUUUGAAAAAUAUCACCAUUCCAAUCUACUUGAUAUAUGGUGACUCGGAUUCUUUGGUUGAUAUUAGUGUCAUGAAACGACAAUUACCUUCGGAACUUGGGGCAUCUGUGGCAGUUCAAGGACACGAACAUCUUGAUAAUCUCUGGGGCGUCGACGUGAACCCAAAUGUGUUUUCUCACGUGUUACGAUUUAUGGACAGCAAUAUUCAUCAGAAUGGCUCUGUUCAUAAAGAAUAAUAUAUAGCGUUGUAAUAUACUAAUUGGUGAU
Yamadazyma tenuis ATCC 10573 is the source of this 1395-nucleotide messenger RNA. RefSeq lists its product as uncharacterized. The record is from RefSeq and is a predicted model, not a curated record. Lineage: Eukaryota; Fungi; Ascomycota; Pichiomycetes; Serinales; Debaryomycetaceae. Gene Ontology annotation, molecular function: hydrolase activity, acting on ester bonds.